AUGGUGCUUCUGAAGCAUGCAUCCAAGGGGCGAGCCAUUGUUAGCAGGGUGACCGGCGCCGCGAGGCUAGUGUGGAGCGGGGGAGACGACCAUGCGUCGCUUGCACGCGGAGUGAUCACUCACGGAAGCGUUGCUGAAUCGGUGGAUACUGACGAUGCGUCUGCCCCCCCCUGCGUGGAAUCUCACCUACGGGAGUUCACCAACGGAGACAAAAUCGUGUACGACAAUGCAGAGGACUUGCGCAAGUUCUGUGACAGAAAAUUUAAGAAGUUUCCGUCCGAGCUGAACAUACUGACAUCAUCCAACAGGGAAUAUGUGCCGUACCACUUCUUUGACUUCUUUCUCCCCCACGGGUCAUCAGAGAAGGUGCACGAAAAGUUGGCCUUCAAGGUGGGACAGUUAAAAGGGGAGCACCUGGAAGGGGAACAAUCAGACGUGUGUAAAAUCGGGGAAACCAGGCUCCCCGGGGCUGACAGACUUAACAAUGACGAGGGUGACGAUUAUUCCCCCUAUUUUUUACCACAGCUGUCCGACACGGUGGAGGGGAACGUGGAUCAAAAUGCAGACUGCGAAGGAUGUGUUCAGAAAGAAAAGAAAUAUUAUGGGAAGGGAAACAAAAAUGUGAAGAUGACGAAAAACAUAUCAUCGUUAUUGCAACUGAAACAAGUUAACCAUCUGGGCAUGGACUCGUAUGUAAAAUUAAGUUUACAGAAGAACUUCCACGUGAAGUAUUUGACAUCCGUUCAGUACUGUCUAUUUCCAUUGUUUGUAAAAAAUUACGACAUUUUAAUUCACUCCGUUAAAGGCACAGGGAAAACACUAUCGUACUGUCUCCCACUUGCCCACAAAGUAAUUGCACAGAUAGGUAAACUUAAAAGGGACUUUCCCCACUUCAAGGACAAUUCUGUCCUCGCGCUGAUUAUCUGUCCCAACAGAAUUCUCGUGGAACAAACAUAUGCAAUUGUAAAGAAAUUACUCAUGUACCAUCCGUAUGACAUCAUAUGCCACUACAUGCAUGGAAAAAAAAAUUUGAACAUGCAAGAUGAAAUUGACGAGCUAAAAAAAAAAAAACCACACAUUAUUGUGACCACUCCAGCUAGUUUCAUCAAUCAUAUGAAAUUCACCUGUUCCUUCAAAGACAUGUUUUUUUUAUGUGAUACGAUCAUCGUGGAUGAAGCGUACUUCCUAUUAAAUUCAAAUUAUUUACACAACGUUUUAACCAUCAAGGAUGUGCUUCCUAAAGGUCACCAAACCGUUUUACUGACCUGUCAUGUUAAUAAUUUUUUAAAGCAUUUGGCCUUCAGAUUUUUGCGCCUCAAUUAUGUGUACCUAAAUUUAGUGCACAACUGUGUGUAUGAUGAUGACACGUUUGAGGCUAUCAUUCCGAGGGGUAAAGACCCCCAGUGCCACUACUCAGCAGAUGGCAGUGAAGAAGGGGGUGGCCUCUUAAAUCUGACCAAUCGGGAAAACUCCCCAUUUCAACUCUACCACCGACUGAACGCCCAGCUCCUCUCCCUCUAUAAAAACAACAUACUGAACUGCACCCAACUAGAAAAGCUUUGGUAUUGCAAAGACGCGAAGACGUUUUACGACCACGUUAAUGCAUUCGAUGCGUACAUCGUAGGGGAGCCAGGCCACCCGAAAGAAGAGGCAAACGUCAAUGAGGAAGGAUCAACUUGCAGCGGGAUGCAUACUUCCUGGGAGGGUAAAACUACUGCAGAUGAGAAGACAAAUCGGAGGGGUCCACUCGAACGAGCAAAUGAAAGACUUCCUCGGGAAUAUACACAUAGAAAGGGUGAAGACAAAAAGAGGGAAGAACCCCCGGAAGAGCAAAAACAGAAGCUCACUCUCAGCCACAGCGAUUACAAUAACUACACGAAGUUCAGCCGCACACACGCCAAUUAUGAACAGAACAAAGGGAGAAACAUCCCCACGCACAUAUUCCUAACGCAAGAAUACUUAAUAUACGAGUCGGACAAACUUGCCUUAGUAGUCUUCAAUAUUCUUUGCAGAGAGCUCCUCUCAAGUGAGCGUAUAAAGAUAGUCCUCUUCAUGCCCACUGUAAAAAUGAUCCAGUUUUUUUACGUCAUUUUCAAGCAUUACAUUUUUAAGGGAUACCUCUGUUUGCUCUAUCUGCGCGGAAAGCAAAGGGCCUACGGGGGGUACAUAAAUAUGAAGGGCCAUAAUAGCAGCUACUACCACCAGAGGUGCACCAAUUCGGACAGUGCCGCUGCCCAUCCGCAGAACCACCACUACGAUAAGGAUCACGUUACCUUUUCAGUCUCCUCCGCUCCCUUUGUUCUGGCCCAUUCAGAACUGCGCAGCGCAGCAGAGGGUGGGUCCAAGGGUGGGAAUGGUUCCAUCGAAUUAGGGGAUAACGAAUGGGACAGUUCGCUCCAAAGAGACGGCCCACACUCAAAGAGAGGCAAAGCAAACAGUGAAGACAACAAGUGCGGCCCUGUUGAUGAUAUGCACCAACGCGAGUACGAACUGCUAAAAGACGUCAUACUCUCCUGUCUGCACUCCAAAUUGAGUACAGAUAAGAAAAUGUACACCCUGAACAGAUUUAACAACUCGGAGGGGAAGACCAAACAAGUCUUAUUCGCCUCCUCCUUGUUGUGUCAAGGAAUCGAAGUAGACAAGGUCGACUUGGUAAUACAGGUAGGGGUGUGUACCACCGUUGAUGAAUACGUUUUGAGGACGAACCUCGCCACAUCGAAAAAUACCAAGGGACGGAGCCUGCUCUUGUUAAACGAGUUAGAGGGGCAUUAUUUGUUCACUCUUUACAAAAACAGCAUUAUGAUUAGCAGCAUCAGCAAGAGGUACUUGAGAGAGAUAUAUAAGGAUAACCCUCUGUUGGAUGCUUUGUUGAAGUAUAAGCGCAGGGGGGCCAGUGUGGCAAGUGGGUGUAGCGAGGAUGACCAACCUUCAACGGGGCAAUCUGUUAGCGAUAAGGGCAGAGCCCAAGAUGUAAGUGACGAACCGGGGGGAAAUUUCGCUCAUGAGGAGGGAAAUCAUCACUAUACUUGUAACCCCCCACUGAGACACAUCGAAUGGCACAAGCACGAACACCUGCUCUGUUCAUGCGAGCUCAUGUACAGAUCCCUCCUCGGGUUUUAUUGUCAGCAAAACAAAUUUCUUAAGUAUGAAAAAUGGCAAGUACCAAGUUUAAUUAAAAGUAUUAUUUACUCCUUUGGCUAUUUUGAUAAUUUUUAUGUAACGAAAGCGAUGGCUGCGAGACUUCAAAUUUUAAAUGCACCUGACCUGUUCGUAAAGUUUAAUGCCACCCCGCGGAGUGUACUCAUGUCCGCGCUGCCAUCUUACAAGGGGUACAAGUCCCAGAUGAAUGAACUUUGGCGGAAAGGCUGCAUACAUGGUCGAUCAGGCGGAGUGUCACCAUCUUUGGAGAACCCCCCAUUUGACACAGAACAUGAGGAAGUCAAUUUGGAAAGAAAGGCGAAAAGACGGGAAAAUGGGGAUUACGAAAGACACCCACUGUAUUUCCCCAUUCGCACGUAUUUGUCCUGA
This is a messenger RNA of Plasmodium inui San Antonio 1, 3528 nucleotides long. RefSeq lists its product as hypothetical. The coding region runs from base 1 to 3528 and encodes 1175 amino acids. The record is from RefSeq and is a predicted model, not a curated record. Gene Ontology annotation, molecular function: ATP binding; nucleic acid binding. Lineage: Eukaryota; Apicomplexa; Aconoidasida; Haemosporida; Plasmodiidae. Gene Ontology annotation, cellular component: nucleus. The transcript has a single exon. Gene Ontology annotation, biological process: ribosome biogenesis.